UCCUGAUGGUUCUUCAUUCGGCUCGCUAAACUUUCCCCCAAUUAAUCAAUAUUUCAUUUCAUUCCGUUCGAUCCUUAAAUCAUACAUUCCAUUCAAUGGCUUCUACUUCAUCAGUUCAAAAGAGGUUCAGGUACGAUGUGUUUUUGAGUUUCCGGGGUGAAGACACCCGCAAAACCUUCGUUGAUCAUCUCUAUGUUGCUCUUGUGAAUAAAGGCAUUAUUACUUACAAAGAUGAUGAAACAAUCGACAAAGGUGAAAGGAUCAAGGAGCAGCUAAUCAAAUCCAUACAGGACUCGAGAUUUUACAUAAUUGUGUUCUCCAAGAACUAUGCAUCUUCAUCCUGGUGCUUAGACGAGCUCGUGGAGAUUAUCAAGUGCCAGAAGACAGCCGAGCAUACUGCUUACCCCAUCUUCUAUGAUGUGGAACCCACCGAAGUCCGAAAACAAAGUGGGCUAGUUGGGGAAGCCUUUGAACAGUUGACAAGGAAGAGGAAGAGGACGUUGGAAGAUGCAACUCUGGAAAAGGAACAUGAUGUUGGAAGAUGGAAAAAUGCUCUAAAAGAAGCAGCCUACCUCGCUGGGAUGGAGUUGAAGAACACUUUCAACGGGCAUGAAGCAAAAUUUAUCCAACAAAUCGUUGAAGACGUUUCACUAAAGCUACAUCUCAUUAACUUGAGCAUCGAUAGGAAGUUAGUAGGCAUGGAGACUCGGGUAAGGGACGUAAUUUCAUCUUUGGAACUUGAUUUAGAUGAUGUUCGGAUGAUAGGGAUCAAGGGGAUUGGAGGUGGUGGGAAGACGACUUUGGCGAGAACUAUUUUUGAUCAUAUAUCCAUCUGGUUUGAAGGUAAGAGCUUUGUUGAAGAUGUCAGAGAAGUUUCAAAAGGCUCUUUGUCUGGGUUGAAGGAUUUGCAAAAACAGAUCCUUUCAUCCGUGUUAAAUGAUCAAACCAUUGUUGUAGCUGGUGUUUCUGACGGGAAACGUAUGAUGAAAAGGAUGAUGGCUAAUAGAAAGGUUCUUGUAGUUCUAUAUGAUGUGGAUGAUAUAGACCAGCUUGAAGCAUUAGCAGGUGAGCCUACCUGGUUUAAGCCGGGAAGUAAAAUCAUCAUCACCACAAGAGAUGAGCAAGUGUUAGUAGCACAACGAGUGAAUGUUAUUCAUGAUGUCACUCUGUUAUCGGAUGAGGAAGCAAUUUGCCUCUUUAGUAGGUAUGCAUUUGGGAGGGAGAUUCCAGAUCAAGGGUAUGAAGAGCUAUUAAGAAAAGUUGUACAUUAUGCUGCCGGUCUUCCCUUAACAAUCAAAGUUUUGGGUUCACAUCUUUGUGGUAGAACUGAGCAUGAAUGGGUGGACACCAUCGAAAGACUAAAAGCCAUUCCCUUGGAGAAAACUUUGAAAAGAUUGGAACUAAGCUAUAAUGGCCUGGAGAAUGAUGAGAAAGAAAUAUUCUUAGAUGUUGUAUGCAUACUGAAAGGUGAAAUGAAAGAUGACUCAAUAAGAAUACUUGAAAGUUGUGGGUUUAAUGCUCAUAUUGGUUUAAGAGUUCUUGAGCAGAAAUCUUUGAUAACUAUUUCUGAUUAUGACGGUUUGCGUUUCCAUGACCAUAUAGAAGAAAUGGGCUGGAAUAUUGUCCGUGGUUUGCACCCUCUUGAGCCUAGCAAGCAUAACCGACUAUGGAUUAAAGAGGAAAUAGAAGAUAUAUUGGUUAAUGAAUUGGGUACCGACGUAACAAGAAGUAUUAAACUAAAAUACACAAGUCUCCAUCCAACAACUAUUAUGAGAGGUCUUAGGAAAAUGAAUGAACUUAGAUUUCUUUCCGUGCAAUCUCUAUAUUGGAAUAAUGGAGAUGUAGAAUGGGCUGUUGAUGAAGUUAGCCAAUACUUACCGGAUGCUUUACAAUCUCUAGAUUGGCCUGAAUACCCUUUUCGGUCUUUACCUCAAAUGUUUCAAGCAAAUAAGCUCGUUAACCUUGAAAUGGUUGAGGGCAAUAUAUCAGAACUUUGGGAAGGAGGAGAAAAAAAGGUUCUAAAUAAGAUAAGAUUCAUUGACCUCAGACUUUCAAAGUUAGAAACCUUUGACCUUAGUAUGACUCCAAAUCUCGAAAAGUUAAAUCUGGCAGGGUGUUUUGAAUUUUUCAAACUACACAUCCCCGUUGAAUGUCCAAAGCUCAAAUUCAUAAGUCUUGGUAGUUCUAAGGUGAGUAACCUUAACCUUAGGAUGACUCCACACCUUGAGGUAUUAUAUAUCAAUGGAUGUAAAGAAUUUGUAGAACUCAACUUGCCCGUUGAAUUUUUGAAUCUCAAAUCCAUAGAUCUCAGUGGUUCCAAUGUGAGUAAACUUAACCUUGGGAUGACUCCACAUCUUGAGGAGUUAAAUCUUAGCGGAUGUAAUGAAUUUGUAAAGCUCCACAUGCCCGUUGAAUGUCCAAAGCUCAAAUUUCUCAACCUCAAAGGUUCUAAGGUGAGUAUUCUUAACCUUGGGAUGACUCCACAUCUUGAGGAGUUAAAUCUUGAACAAUGUAAUGAAUUUGUAGAACUCCACUCGCAUGUUGAAUGUCUAAACAUCAAAUCCCUCAAUCUUAGUGGUUCUAAGGUGCGUAACCUUAACCUCGGGAUUACUCCAAAUCUUGAAAGGUUAUAUCUCAAAGGAUGUUAUGACUUUGUAGAACUCCACAUGCCCGUUGAAUGUCCAGAGCUCCAAUUCCUCAGCCUUGGUGGUUCUAAGGUGAGUAACCUCAAUCUUGAGAUGACUCCACAUCUCAAGAAGUUAGAUCUUGAAGGAUGUUAUUACCUUCAAGAAAUUCACGCUCACGUGGGUUGUCUAAAAGAUCUUGUCUACUUUAACUUCAAAGGUGGCUCAAGGUUUAAACAUUUUUUUGUACAUUAUGAUGUAUUUAGACUGAACCUAAUUGCGGAGUCCCUAGAUGGAUGCCCACUGCAUCCAGAAAGUAAUUUGCCUAAGUUUCAGUUUAAAUGUACAUAUUGGGAACCUCUACCCUCAUCGAGUGGAAAUAUUGAGAAGCUUAUAUCUUUUGGUCUAUGUGCUUGCACAAACCUUGAGUCGUUUUCAACAAGCAUUUGUGGUUUACAAGAUUUAACAGAGCUCACUCUUAAAGGCAGUAUUCCGGAGGUGCCCAAUGAUCUGUACCAGUUACAAAGUCUAGAGAAGCUACAUUUGUCGAUGAAAGAGAUUAAGCAUCUUCCGGAUAGCAUUUGUAGGUUGAAACGUUUGAAAUCACUCGACUUAAGUGGUUGUAGAUCUUUACAAGAUAUCCCAAACAGUAUCUGGAAGAUGGAAAGAUUAAGAGAUUUAGAUCUCCGAUUUUGUAUACAAGUUGAAAAAUUGCCCGAGGAAUUUGGAGAUAUGAAACGCUUGAAUACGUUAAACAUAGUAGGUUCGGGUAUAAGACAUCUUCCGUACAACAUUUUUCAAUUGAAAGGUCUGUGUAUUACUGGUCUUAGGGGGCAGCUUGAGUCCUGUGGUUUUACUAAUAUAAUCUACAUUGAAAGGUCUGUGUUUUACUACUAUGUGCAGUUGUGAAUAAGAAGUAUUCAAAGUCCAGUUUUACUAGUAGAAUGUAACAGGGACAUUCUCUUUUUUCUUGUAUGUUGUAAACCGAACAAAAAAUGAUUACGUGUAGUUAACUGAAUGACU
Messenger RNA from Helianthus annuus (common sunflower), 3647 nucleotides. RefSeq names its product disease resistance protein RUN1-like. The coding region runs from base 96 to 3533 and encodes 1145 amino acids. Gene Ontology annotation, biological process: signal transduction; defense response. The record is from RefSeq and is a predicted model, not a curated record. The transcript is spliced from 6 exons. Gene Ontology annotation, molecular function: ADP binding. NCBI's taxonomy places the organism in Eukaryota, Viridiplantae, Streptophyta, Magnoliopsida, Asterales, Asteraceae.